AUGACAUCCGAUUCUUCGAUAGACACCAGCAACCCAGUUUACUUUUGGAAGCCGGAAGGAGAGACCGGAUACCUAGGACAGUGGUGGCCAUCUUCAUUCUCAUUGGACCACGACGGCGUGAAAUUUACUUACGCAAAUGUUGAACAAUAUAUGAUGCAUCGCAAAGCGCUUCUCUUCGCUGGUGCAGACCAUCCAAUUACCCAAGAGAUCCAAAAAGGUUGGAAAGUACAUCCAAGAGCACUACGGGAUUUAGGAAGGAAAAUUCCAAACUUCUCAGAUGAUGUGUGGGAGGCAAAUCGAUUUGAUAUCGUUGUGGAGGGGAGCUAUCUUAAAUUUUCACAGAAUGAGGAGCUCAAACAGAAGUUACUUGCUACAGGGAAUCGAGAGUUGGUCGAGGCAAGCCCAAGGGAUCGAAUCUGGGGUGUUGGCUUUGGGGCAAAAAAUGCGGGUGCUAUGCGAGAAGAAUGGGGGUUGAAUCUAUUGGGCCAGGCGCUUAUGAGGGCGCGAGAAAGGAUUUUGGAGGAUUUUGGCGUGGCUCAAGUCUGA
Molecule: messenger RNA, 546 nt
Organism: Penicillium malachiteum
Lineage: Eukaryota; Fungi; Ascomycota; Eurotiomycetes; Eurotiales; Aspergillaceae
Product: NADAR family protein
Exons: 2
Coding region: 1-546 (181 amino acids)
Source: RefSeq, a predicted model, not a curated record